This is a messenger RNA of Mycotypha africana, 2862 nucleotides long. RefSeq lists its product as uncharacterized. Bases 36 to 2672 code for a protein of 878 amino acids. Lineage: Eukaryota; Fungi; Mucoromycota; Mucoromycetes; Mucorales; Mycotyphaceae. The transcript has 7 exons. The record is from RefSeq and is a predicted model, not a curated record. Gene Ontology annotation, biological process: protein localization to plasma membrane.
UUACCUUUCUUCUGCUUGCUCCAUUGACAACCGUCAUGCUCGAGAGUUACUCAAAGCAUGCUACACUCAUUAAUAACUGUUAUCCAGUAAAAGAGGGAGAGGCGAAACCAAAGUCUUCGGAGCUUAGCUAUCUCGUAUUUUAUGCUAGUUCGAGGCCUGUUAAACUGACCAAAGUGGGUUUAUUCUUGGAAAAAAAAGUCAAGUAUGAUGUUUAUAAAGGCAGACAUCAGAGCAAUAAGAUUUCAUUAGAAAUCAUCAAAGCUUUGAUUGAAGCUUGUCAUCGAGAUUUGAAUUUGUUCUCGAAAAAUGUAGUGAAAAUUAUUGAUAUGGUUUUGGAUACAAAAGAUAUCAGCAUGAUUGAUUCAGCAUGCCAAGUGUUUGUUGUAUUUACAAAAUAUCAUGAGGGAUCAACUUUAGGUGUAGAUUCAGAACUUACAAAAGACUAUGAAUUAUUGUUAAAGAAAUUUGCAGAUUUCUGUAACUAUCGAAGUACGGAUGAUACCCUAACAUUAAAAAUGAGAUAUAUUGGUCAAAGAGGGUUACAAGCAGCAGCAAGGUCAAGUGCCUUACAAGCUUCUAAUUACAAGUCUCAAGUUGAACUUAUCAUAUCACCGCUGAUCAAUACAUUAUCCACCUCCAAAAAUCCUGCCAAUGCCUUAGCACAAAGUCCAGACGAAGAUAUGGAUAAUCAACAAUCAGCCACGCAGAAUGAAACUCUCAAUGUGCAUUCCGUUGAUAUUCUAGCUGCUAAAACAACAUCACUGCUACUCAAGAGGUCCAAUGCUGUAGGUGUGAAACUGGUGUUAGGUCCUUUAUUCGCAUUUAUGGAUUCACACAAAUUAUGGUGGCCACCUCAAUUUGGUGUAUCCAUGAUGGAAUUAGCUCUGGAUUCACUGCAGCCUCAAUAUCGCUAUUUACUUAUUUCAGAAGUGCUUCAGCAAUUAGAACUACUGAGUCACAAUAACAAGAUGACGGUCGACGUAAACAAGUUUGCCUGCUUAGUGUCCAUGCUGGAUACCAUGUUGAAUGCCAAUGUACCUUUAGUGGGCGUAUCAGUAUUGGAAGUAUUGAACUCUUUGUUCAACUAUUUAGUAAGAUCUGUAAAGGAUUUCAAGGCAUUCACAUUGGUAGAAACCAACAACAUCAACAAUAGGGAAGCUACAUCGAUGGAGUUUACCAUCCAGAAUGGCCUUGUUCACAGUAUUGGUGGUUUAGCUUCUCAGACUUACUAUCUCAAUCAGUUGAAUGAUAUUGCAGGUUACGUUAUCAGCAAGAUGAAAGUGGGCCAUCACCAUCCAAAGGAUUCGACCCAAACAGCAGAAGAAGAAAGCGACGGCGCAAUGGAUGGAUUGCCGGCUCAAGAAUAUCGAAGUAUUGCUCUACACUGCUUAAAUGCUGUCAUCACGACUUCUUCUUCCACCAACGAAUCAGAAGGCAAUGAUGAUGAGUAUGGAAAGAGUAGCACGAUGAUAGAACCUACAGCUCCUGUCUUUAGCAACAUCAUAUCUUUAGAUGCUUGGUUCUCUGCUUUGGGUUUAUUGACAGACCCAUGUCAAGAAACAAGAGUUGAAUUCGCAAACACACUUGUUCAUUAUUUUGAAUCGACUUGUGCUGAAGAAGAAGCAACCAUUGAUAUUUAUCCCAAGCACACGAUGAAUCAGCAUGGUGAUGUCAUGCUCGUCAAUGCCCUGCAUCAAGCCAUUGUCGACUGGGUUCAGUUACCCAAUAUAAAAGCGGAGGACAUUCAUGCUAUGUAUCACAUCUUGACGGCACUCACUAAGAAAUUCGGUGCUGAUGAGACAAUCAAAGCUGUGCCUCUCAUCUUCAAAGUGCAAGAUUUGGUACAAUUUUCCACUACAUCCAUCCAGGGAACUGCACGUCAGAACGCUAUUGCUGCUCUGGUAAUCGAGUGGCUCAUGAUGACAGGUCGCUUUUAUAGAAUUGACAGUUUAAUACAUUAUGCUGACGAAUUAAGAGAGGGACGUAUCCAGUCGAAUCAGUACUCAGCUAUCUUUAUGGACUCUAAUAGCACCCGAUGGGAUAAUAAUCAGCCUACCACUACUAUGACAACGAGUAGCAGUAGUAGUGUUCAUUCGAAGAACGAUGUAGCAAGUAUAGACAAGUUGGAUAGCAGCAUUAUCAACCGAGAAACUAGUUUAGAAGCAGAUACGAUUAAUAUCAUUCCAGUAGAUAAGUUCGUUGACCGUCCUACUGUAAUAGAUAUAUUAUCAAAAGAUGGGCCUUUAAGAGAUGAAGAAGAUACAGAAGGCACAGAAUUGGAAAAUAAACUAAAGGCAAUUUGGGGAAACGAAAGCCACAUAGCUUUAUCAGCAACAGUAACAACAGCAGCAGGCCAUCAUGAUCGUUCUUUUAGAAUUAGGACUUCUCGUAAUUUGAGUGAUUUGAAAGCUAAAUUAGCGACGUCUUGGGCACUGUCAGACGUGAGUCAUAUUGACCCAGAUACGAACAAAAAACAAAUGAUUCGUGUUGAAAAUUUAAAAGAAGCUUUGAAUGGAGGAUUGCUAGCAGCAGCAUCCGCAGCAUCCGCAGCAACAGCAAAUAAUACCACUGGCAUUGCUUUCACUAAUAAAGCCGAUGAAUUGCCUUCUGAUAUCAAUACAUUACUCCAAGCACUCUCACAACAAGGCAGUACAAAUAGCCCACCUUUGUAAGUUAUCAUUUUGAGUCGAAUAAACCAUUCGAAAGGCAGAGAAUGCUAAUUCUAUUCAAACUUUGUUUUCUAUUAAUAGUACAACUACAUCUUUAAUCAACCCUCCUUACAAGAUCUAGAUCCAUUCUUUUACCGAAAUCAUAACAUAUUAUCCUACCUCUUAAUAAACGCUCUCAUACUCAUUACUCUGA